Molecule: messenger RNA, 3368 nt
Organism: Microplitis mediator
Lineage: Eukaryota; Metazoa; Arthropoda; Insecta; Hymenoptera; Braconidae
Gene: Prp5
Product: probable ATP-dependent RNA helicase DDX46
Exons: 3
Coding region: 147-3230 (1027 amino acids)
Biological process (GO): mRNA splicing, via spliceosome
Cellular component (GO): nucleus
Molecular function (GO): RNA helicase activity; ATP binding; nucleic acid binding
Source: RefSeq, a predicted model, not a curated record
CAUAAAUCGUCGUGAUGUUGAGUUGCAAACUAUUAAAUAGUUUUUAAAUAAAUAAUUAGUAAGUGAUCAAUAAAAUAUAAGUGAUAAAUAUAUUGAUAAAUAUUUAAAGUGUAAAUAAAUAUAAAAAAAGUAUUUAUUGUUGAAAUAUGGGGCGCAGUAAUGAUAAAGACCGUCAUCAUAGGAGACGAUCAAGAUCUCGUUCCCGAUCACGUUCAUCAGUGACACCUGAAAAAAAACGCCGUCGCUCCCGGAGCAGAGAACGUGACCGUGACCGCGACCGCGAGCGUGACAAGGAAAAGUCAUCGCGGUACCGCGACAGACGAAGUCGUUCGCGAGACCGCGAUCGGGACCGUCGCGACCGUGGAGACCGUGAUCGUAAACGCGGCGAUAGCAAAGAAAAACGUUCCGACUCUUCAAAGUCGCGGUCGACGAAAGACCGCAAGCGUUCGCGGUCGAAAGAAAAAAAAGACAAGGACAAGAAUGACGAGGAUUUGCCAUUCGAUCACACGAAAUUAGACAAAGAGGAGGAACAGAAACGUCUGGAGCUGGAGAUGCAGAAACGCCGUGAGCGGAUCGAGCGUUGGCGGGCCGAGCGCAAGAAAAAUGAACUAGAGGCGACCAAGAAAGACGGGAAGCCGAUACUCGCAAAUCUCCAAUUGCCGAUGAAGAAGUGGUCGCUGGAAGACGACAGUGACGAAGAAACUCCUCUCGUACCUGCAGUGGGUGUCAAAGAGGGCGAGGAAGGCGAAGUCAAAGAAGAACCCGCCGAGCCCAAGCCAGAAGCGCCAGCAGAAGAAGAAAUCGAUCCGCUGGACGCAUUCAUGGCCGAAGUCCAAGAAGAAGUUCGUAAAGUAAACAAAGUUGAUCCCACAGCAAAGUCUACUUCCAACGGAAACUCAACGACGUCGAAUCAAAGCGGAGUCGUGAUCGUGACCGGGGUGGCCAAGAAGAAGGUGCAGAAGCAGAAGGGCGAGUUGAUUGAACAGAACCAGGACGGCCUCGAGUAUUCCAGUGAAGAGGAAAGCGAAAAUCUCCACGAGACCGCAGCCGGUAUCGCCAACAAACAGAAGCGCGAGCUCGCGAAAGUUGACCAUGCGAACACUGACUACUUGCCCUUCCGCAAAUCUUUUUACGUUGAAGUCCCGGAGAUCGCGAGGAUGACCAACGAAGAGGUGGACUUAUACAAAGAAGAGCUGGAGGGAAUUCGCGUCAAAGGCAAGGGCUGUCCCAAGCCAAUAAAAUCCUGGGCCCAGUGCGGGGUCACCAAGAAAGAGCUCGAGGUACUGAAGAAACUCGGGUACGAGAAGCCAACUCCUAUUCAGUGCCAGGCGAUUCCUACGAUAAUGUCCGGUCGUGACUUGAUAGGAAUCGCGAAAACAGGAAGUGGUAAAACUCUGGCAUUUUUGCUGCCGAUGUUCCGGCAUAUACUCGACCAGCCUCCGCUGCAAGACGGCGACGGACCCAUCGCCUUGAUAAUGACCCCGACUCGGGAGCUCUGCAUGCAAAUUGGCCGGGACUCGAAAAAGUUUGCAAAGUCCCUGGGUCUCAGUCACGUCUGCGUGUACGGAGGCACGGGAAUUUCCGAGCAGAUCGCGGAGUUGAAACGCGGGGCGGAAAUAAUCGUCUGCACCCCGGGUCGUAUGAUCGACAUGCUCGCAGCCAACAGCGGGAGAGUCACUAAUUUACGCAGGGUCACUUACGUGGUGCUGGACGAAGCGGACCGGAUGUUCGACAUGGGGUUCGAGCCCCAGGUGAUGCGGAUCAUGGAGAACGUCCGUCCCGAUCGUCAGACGGUUCUUUUCAGCGCGACCUUUCCUCGACAAAUGGAAGCGCUGGCCCGGAGGAUCCUCACGCGGCCGGUCGAGGUCCAGGUCGGGGGUCGGUCCGUAGUCUGCAAGGACGUGGAGCAGCACGUGGUCGUUCUUGAAGAAGACCAGAAGUUCUACAAACUCCUGGAGAUACUGGGCCACUAUCAGGACAAGGGCUCGAUCAUUGUCUUCGUAGACAAGCAGGAGAAUGCCGACACUCUGCUGAAGGAUUUGAUGAAGGCUUCGUACGCCUGCAUGUCUCUGCACGGCGGGAUCGAUCAGUGCGACCGUGACUCGACGAUCCUGGACUUCAAAGCCGGGCGCACGAAGCUGCUGAUCGCGACUUCCGUCGCCGCACGUGGUCUUGACGUAAAGCAGCUGGUCCUGGUCAUCAACUACGACUGUCCCAACCACUACGAGGACUACGUCCAUCGCUGCGGGCGAACUGGACGUGCUGGCAACAAAGGGUACGCGUACACGUUCAUCACUCCAGAGCAGGAAAAAUACGCCGGUGAUAUUUCACGUGCUCAUGAGUUGGCUGGCGUUCCAGUUCCUGAUAAACUCAAAAUUCUAUGGGACCGGUAUCGCGCCCGAUUGGCUGCUGAUGGUAAGAAAGUCCAUACUGGCGGUGGGUUCAGCGGCAAAGGCUUCAAAUUCGACGAGUCCGAAGCCGCGUUGGCCAACGAGAAGAAAAAGUUCCAGAAAGCGGCUCUGGGUCUCCAGGACUCCGACGACGAGGACAUUGAGAAUGACAUCGAUCAGCAGAUUGAAAUAAUGCUCGCACCCAAGAGAAGUAUUAAAGAGAUAACGCGUCCUGCUGCUGCUAGUCUUGGUCUCACUGGACAGCCGGUGCCCAGUACUACGGACAAGUUGGAACUCGCCAGGAAGUUGGCCUCCAAGAUCAACAUCGCCAAGAACUUGGGCGCUGAAGCCAAAGGAGCGACUCAACAGGCCGCGGAAGCGAUUCUCAAAGGCGCUGGCCCGACAAAUCUCAUCACCGCGAAAACUGUCGCGGAACAAUUAGCGGCGAAGCUCAACACGAAACUUAACUACCAGCCGCGCGAGGAAGAUCUCCUGGAAGGCGAGGGCGAGAUCGGAGAGCAGACUUUCAAGAAAUACGAGGAAGAGUUGGAGAUAAAUGACUUCCCUCAGCAAGCGCGUUGGCGGGUCACCAGCAAGGAAGCCCUCGCUCAGAUAUCCGAGUACUCGGAAGCUGGACUUACUGUCAGGGGUACUUACAUUGUGCCGGGUAAGAGUCCGCCAGAGGGUGAACGGAAACUCUACUUGGCUAUCGAGUCGACCAGCGAGAUGGCCGUCAGCAAAGCCAAGGCUGAGGUCUCGAGGUUGAUUAAGGAAGAGUUGAUAAAAUUACAAUCUUCGGGAGCUCACACUGCGUCCCGCGGCCGUUAUAAAGUUUUGUAAAUUAGGAUUUCUUUUUAUUAAUUCAGGGAUUCGUCCCUGGAUUAUUUUACGGCAAUACUUGCUCUAAAUAAUUUUUUUUAUUAUUAUUUUUAUUAGUGAUACUGACAUGGAAAUAAAUGAAUGUAAUAUUGAAUAAAA